CAUCUGACGUAAGGCCGUCGUCAGUUGGUGACGCCGUGUCUCUUUGUUGGCUUAGCAGCAGCGGCGACGUUUUGUUGUUAUUUUCGCCGCAGCUGAAAAACGGGCUCGGAUAAUUUUGGUUUUCGCAUUGUUCCGCAGUCAACGUUUCAUACGCUAUAGACCUUUAGGUGUGCUUGUCACUUGCUGAUAACCGCGCUAGGAAUGGACUCAGACGAGGGUUAUAACUAUGAAUACGACGAUGAAGAGGAGGAAUGUAGCGAGGACAGCAACGAAGAGGAAGCCGACGACGACACCCUGGAGCUCGGGGAGGUGGAGUUGGUCGAUCCCGUGGUGGCCGGCGGGGAGCGAGACGAGUGCGGUGAGACUGGCGGAGGGGGCCACGGCCCUGGCGAGGAAGAGGAGGAAGACUACCGCUUCGAGGUUUUGACUGCCGAGCAGAUUCUCCAGCAUAUGGUCGAGUGUAUCAGGGAGGUCAACGAGGUCAUCCAGAAUCCUGCAACAAUAACACGGAUCCUUCUCAGUCACUUCAAUUGGGAUAAAGAAAAGCUCAUGGAAAGGUAUUUUGAUGGUAAUCUGGACAAGCUUUUCUCUGAGUGUCAUGUUAUUAACCCAAGUAAGAAGCCCCGGAUACGUCCUCCAAUCAACACUAGAUCAUCGGCACAGGACAUGCCAUGUCAGAUCUGCUAUCUGAACUUCCCCAACACUUAUUUUACAGGCCUGGAGUGUGGACACAAGUUCUGCAUGCAGUGUUGGGGAGAUUAUCUGACCACCAAAAUCAUUGAAGAAGGAAUGGGACAGACCAUUUCUUGUCCUGCUCAUAGCUGUGACAUUUUGGUUGAUGACAACACAGUCAUGCGCCUCAUAACAGAUUCAAAAGUGAAGUUGAAGUACCAGCAUUUAAUUACAAAUAGUUUUGUAGAGUGCAAUCGACUGUUAAAGUGGUGCCCUGCACCAGACUGCCAUCAUGUUGUCAAAGUCCAGUACCCAGAUGCCAAGCCAGUGCGGUGCAAGUGUGGACGCCAGUUCUGCUUCAACUGUGGAGAAAACUGGCAUGACCCUGUGAAGUGUAAGUGGCUGAGAAAAUGGAUUAAGAAAUGUGAUGAUGACAGUGAAACUUCAAACUGGAUUGCAGCAAAUACCAAGGAGUGUCCAAAAUGCCAUGUGACCAUUGAGAAAGAUGGUGGCUGUAAUCACAUGGUUUGUCGAAACCAGAACUGCAAAGCUGAGUUCUGCUGGGUCUGUCUGGGUCCAUGGGAACCUCACGGCUCAGCCUGGUACAACUGCAAUCGCUACAAUGAAGAUGAUGCCAAGGCAGCCAGAGAUGCUCAAGAGCGCUCCAGGGCAGCCUUGCAGAGGUACCUGUUCUACUGCAACCGCUACAUGAACCACAUGCAGAGUCUGCGCUUUGAGCACAAGCUCUAUGCUCAGGUCAAGCAGAAGAUGGAGGAAAUGCAGCAGCACAACAUGUCCUGGAUUGAGGUGCAGUUUCUGAAGAAGGCUGUGGAUGUGCUGUGCCAGUGCCGCUCCACACUCAUGUUCACUUACGUCUUUGCCUUCUACCUCAAGAAGAACAACCAGUCCAUUAUUUUUGAGAACAACCAGGCAGACCUGGAAAAUGCCACUGAGGUGCUGUCAGGCUACCUAGAGAGGGACAUUUCCCAGGAUUCCUUGCAGGACAUCAAGCAGAAAGUACAAGACAAGUACAGAUACUGUGAGAGCAGGCGAAGAGUGCUGCUACAGCACGUGCAUGAAGGCUAUGAGAAGGACCUGUGGGAGUACAUUGAGGAUUGAGAACACGUCCCAAUGCAACGGACUCUUGAGUAUCUUGACAAACUAGAGCGCUGAUGCAAUUUAACAGGGCAGCACGGGCCUUCUGCCGCCUCUCCUUUGGCAAACCAACCACUUUUGCAUCAUUUUUUUUUUCCUGGAUUUGUUUAACAAAAUCUUCAAAGUAAAUUAUAUUUAAAUAAAGGGUAGAGUAAUAAAAAGAAAGUGUACUACAGUAUUGUUAGCAACAGAGUGGAGUCUUGAGAAAGCAGAAGAUCCAUCUUAAACAAAUACAUCCUUUUGGCUUGUAUUGUAAUACCUCCCCUGAUCUUAUUUUCCGCUGUUGUAUUUUGUUUUUUUGCUUCUUUUUUUUUUUUUGUUUUUUUGUUGUUUUUCUUUUUUUUUUGUUCUUUUUGUUUUUUUCUUUUUUUUUUGCUAGUGAAUCUUUUCUGUUUUGAUUUUGACUUUCGUUUUUCCCAUCAGUGUGAAAAUUUUUUCAACACAGCUUUAAUUGUCCUGGCCAUGUCUGCAAUAUGUGGUGAGAUCCUUGUCUGAGUGGCUGAAUGUUGAUAGGCUGAUUGCAAAGGGGCAAAGACAUUUCAGGGGGGAAAAGAAGAAAAAACAUAAGAACAAAAUAGUGAGUAUGUAUUUUUCAAUUUGUAAAUAGUCCAUAUGCAUGGAAGUUCAAGAGCAAGAGUGGCACGUGUUUGCAUAAUUUUCAAAUAUUUAUUCUUUACCGAUAUUGAAAACGGUGUACUUUUGCCAUGUAGGUUGAGUCUGUAUACUCUCCACAGACUGUUGGUAUUUUGAAGGUCUUUGGCAAUAAGACAUUCGUCCUGUCAUCUGCAGUCUCUUCAGAGCAGUCACAAGUUACACCUAAACAGUAACUCAGCAUGGAGACUGACAGAAUUUACUUUAGUUUCCAGGUAAUCGCAUAGAGGACUCAAUGAAAGUGCACAGUGGAGUUAGAAAAUCAGAGAGCAGGAUAAAGUUUUACAGGUCAGAGGUGAGGUAGAAUGCACCGGCCCAGUGUCCCUCUAUGCUAACCUUUUGUUGUACCCUCCUAGUUGUUUUUAGAGGUGUUUAACAUUUAAGAACAUUACUAAUUAUUUGCAAGAGCCAAACUGAGUGACAUUCACUCUUUUUUUUUUUUUUUUUUUUUUUCCCUCUCUUUCCUGAUGUGGCUUGAGGUAGCCCUCUUAAAGCUCAGCUUGCACCUUGGGGAUUGAAUGAGGGUAAUGGAAUGUACUGACAGCGCGGCGUUGUAGUGCUGCUAAUUGGGCUCGAUCACUGUCAAACAGGGUCAGGCAUCUGCAUCGCUCUUGCAGGGAAUAUUGGGGUGGCAGGAGGCUGGUAGUGGCAUCAUCUCCUUUUGGGAGCUCUCUUGCCUUGCAGUGAGACUGAACAUUGCUUUAACUGAGCUACACAGAUGGAUGUGUGAUCCUUAAGGAGAUGGAGAUAGGACAAACUUCUAAAGGUUGUAGGAGUGUUUUGUAAUGCUAUUAUGCUUUUUCAUUAAAGACUGCAAUUUUUCUCUCAUGGGUUGAGGUUUUCGCAUUGAAAUGUCAGUGCCCCCCCAGGUUUUGCAUUGCUCUGUGUGGCGGUAGCUCUGGUUGUCAAGUUCUCUGCUUGUAAAUGCUUGUUCAUGUCUCUGAAAUAUGGCAAUCUUCAAAAGAUUGGCUGGUGGGGACGUGAUUAUACAGGCACUGAUACGAGUCAGAAGAUGACACCAAAGUGUCAGCCAUCACUGAAACACAUCCUUUGCCCCAGUUUCAGAUCUUUGGGGAAUUCUUUCCCAAAUGCUUCUUAUGUGUUCAAACGCAUUAUUUUAUCCUAGCAAAUUAUAAAACUGUAUUGUUUAUUUGAAUAAAUGUCAUGACAAAUCUCA
Archocentrus centrarchus (flier cichlid) is the source of this 3655-nucleotide messenger RNA. RefSeq names its product ariadne ubiquitin-conjugating enzyme E2 binding protein homolog 1 (Drosophila) (gene arih1). Gene Ontology annotation, molecular function: ubiquitin-protein transferase activity; zinc ion binding. Lineage: Eukaryota; Metazoa; Chordata; Actinopteri; Cichliformes; Cichlidae. Gene Ontology annotation, biological process: protein ubiquitination. Bases 202 to 1791 code for a protein of 529 amino acids. The record is from RefSeq and is a predicted model, not a curated record. The transcript has 14 exons.